UCCCUGUGUGUGUGGUAGUUGUGUGGUGAUUCGCGGGUUUUGGUUAUAGGUUGGCCCUGUUCUGUGAAUUUUGAGUGUGUGUGAUAGUGAUAUUAUUGUUCAAAAUUUAACAAAAUGCCUCCAAAGAAACGUGAUAAAGAUCAAGAUUCUUCUAAAACAAGAGUAGAUCUUGUACAAGCUGACCAUGAGUUAUUUCUUCAAGCGUUUGAAAAACCGACCCAAAUCUACAGAUUUUUACGAUCGAGGAAUAUGUUAUGUCCCAUAUUUUUGAAUCGUACAUUGACGUACAUGCGAGGACGUAUGUCCCGGUCAAACAAGUCUCGGAAGGCAUUCCGCAUAGACUCUCUACUGGAACGUGUGGAGCGAGCGCAGAGUGUUGGCCAACAUCCAAUGUCGGGCUAUAUGACUCUCACCUUUCUGGGCUUCUACGAUAAAAAGGGUGGCAGCAAUGAAGAUGCUGUAAAGGUGGAAACUCUUCUACUCAAAAUUUGCCACAAGAAGAGGAAAGAGAGUUCGUGCCCUGUUCAAACGGGUACUUCCCGUGAAUUUUCAUUUGUCACGGCUGCCAACCCGGGUGCACUGUUGUUACAGAAGUCACUGGGCACCAGCUUCGUAGCUUACAACCCACCUGAGGAUAGUCUGACGAAGGUGCCGGCCUUGUCUAUCCCCACAGAAUGCUUCAGUCUUACUGAGGGGAACCAGGUCAAGUCCUACCAUCUGCUUCUGCGAGUUGGACCCCACAACCCCAUCCCCAACGGGGACAUUGACUCCGAGCCGCCACACAAGAGAAGGAAGUCAGUGAAAGGUGAUGGGGAGGGUGAAGAAGGAGGCUGGCACCAGUACGGCACUGACCUCAUCAUCUACGACAAGCAGAACCGUUGCUUGCUGUCCGAUGGGGACUAUGAGCUGCUGCUGGAGGCUCUCACUCCGGGAGCAAAGAUCUCACAUGCCCUCUCUGCCUGGGAGUACAUCGGACCCAUCAAGGAGGACCAAGCAGACCAGUUGUCUUCAUCAUUUGAACAGUUCAGUACAGGCCCUACGCUGAAGUUUCGACUGAGAUGGUCGAGGGAACCGGUCACCAAACUUGUCGACCGACCCAAACUUGUGAAUCCUGCAGUGGAAGAUACGUUAGAUACCAACAGCAACAAGGAAAAUGAUAGGCCAGCUGAGAAAGAAGACAACAAAUGUGAGAACCGCCUUCAGAUUGUGUACCAGUUCCUGUACAACAACAACAGCCGGCAGCAGACUGAAGCGUGCGAGGAUCUUCACUGUCCGUGGUGUUCGCUGGACUGUACAACACUCUACUGUCUACUCAAACACCUCAAACUGUGUCACUCUAGGUUCACCUUCACUUAUGUCCCUAUCCCGGGAGGAGCGCGGAUCGAUGUGGCCAUCAAUGAAUACUAUGACGGUUCGUACUCUGGGAGCCCCCAGGAUCUCAUCUCACAACCACCCGGGAUGGCAUUCUCGAGAAACGGCCCGGUCCGUCGUACUAGUGUUUCCAACAUCCUCGUCUGUUAUCCCAAGCGGCCGCAACCCUCGCUGUCUGAGUUUUUGGAAUUGGAUGAGAACGAAUUUGACGGCCAAAGACCUUACAUCACUGGCCACAACAGGUUGUAUCACCACACAACCACAUGUCUGCCAAUCUACCCCAAGGAGAUGGACGUGGACAGUGAGGAUGAGAAUGACCCCAAGUGGCUCCAGGCCAAGACCAUGAUGAUGAUUGACGAUUUCACAGAUGUCAAUGAGGGCGAGAAGGAGCUCAUGAAAAUGUGGAAUCUGCAUGUGAUGCGGCACGGUUACGUAGGCGACUGCCAGAUACCGCUGGCCUGUUCCAUGUUCCUGCAGGCCAAGGGACAGGAGUUGCUCAAGAAGAACCUCUACCGCAACUACGUGUUGCACCUGUGUAACUUGUUUGACUUUGGACUGGUGGGAUCGGCUAUUGUCUACACCACCAUCAAACGGCUACAGGAUCUCGUCAAGGAGGGUGGUGACGAGAGUAAGGUGUUGCAGCAGUCGUGUCACGCUCAGAGGCAGCACUGGGUGACGGAGGGAGCAAGUCGUGCACUAGAGCCGCGCAGGCUAGCUAGUCCUGCACAGGGACCACACACUGUAAAUGGUUUGAUUCUGUUCACUAGGUGUUGCAGCAGUCGUGUCACGCUCAGAGGCAGCACUGGGUGACGGAGGGAGCAAGUC
This is a messenger RNA of Homalodisca vitripennis (glassy-winged sharpshooter), 2196 nucleotides long. Its product is annotated as polycomb protein suz12-A-like. The transcript has 12 exons. Gene Ontology annotation, molecular function: chromatin DNA binding. NCBI's taxonomy places the organism in Eukaryota, Metazoa, Arthropoda, Insecta, Hemiptera, Cicadellidae. The coding region runs from base 115 to 2181 and encodes 688 amino acids. Gene Ontology annotation, cellular component: ESC/E(Z) complex; nucleus. The record is from RefSeq and is a predicted model, not a curated record.